This is a messenger RNA of Aspergillus terreus NIH2624, 1152 nucleotides long. RefSeq names its product D-galactonate dehydratase. Bases 1 to 1152 code for a protein of 383 amino acids. Gene Ontology annotation, biological process: D-galactonate catabolic process; amino acid catabolic process. Lineage: Eukaryota; Fungi; Ascomycota; Eurotiomycetes; Eurotiales; Aspergillaceae. Gene Ontology annotation, molecular function: galactonate dehydratase activity. The transcript has 2 exons. The record is from RefSeq and is a predicted model, not a curated record.
AUGGCCAAAAUCAAGUCCAUCGAAUACUUCCGCGUCCUCCCCCGCUGGCUCUUCGUCAAGGUCGUCGACGAAGAAGGUCAAUAUGGCUGGGGUGAGAGCACCCUCGAGGGUCAUACCGAAGCUAUCGAAGGAACAUUGAAUGCCCUGUGCAAGCGUUUCAUCGGAUACGAGGCAGAUGAGAUUGAACAUAUCUGGCAGAUGGCUUGGCGGCUAGGUUUUUACCGUGGGGGUGCCGUCUUCAUGUCCGCCAUCUCUGGUAUCGACAUUGCCCUCUGGGAUCUCAAGGGCCGCCGACUCGGCGUCCCCGUCCACCAGCUGCUGGGCGGCAAGGUGCGCCACAAACUCUCCGUCUACGCCUGGAUUGGCGGGGACCGGCCUUCGGACGUCGAAGUGGCCGGCAGAGCACGUCUCGCGCAAGGCUUCAAAGCCAUCAAGAUGAACGCCACCGAGGACGUGAACUGGCUGGAUUCGCCGAGCGUGUUGGAUUCCAGCGUGGAACGCCUCAAGGCCGUCAAGGCCCUCGGGCUGGAUGCGGCCCUUGACUUCCACGGCCGUCUGCACAAGCCCAUGGCCAAACAGCUCGCCAAGGCCCUCGAGCCCUACCGUCCGCUCUUCCUGGAGGAACCCCUGCUCUCGGAACAUCCCGAGGCCAUCAAGCAGCUCGCCGACCAGGUCUCAUGCCCCAUUGCCUUGGGCGAGCGGCUCUACAGUCGCUGGGAUGUGAAGCGAUUCCUGGAAGACGGGAGCGUCGACGUCCUCCAGCCUGAUAUCAGUCACUGCGGCGGCAUCUCCGAGCUGCGCCGCAUUGCCUCCAUGGCCGAAACGUACGACGUAGCCAUCGCUCCUCAUUGCCCGCUUGGCCCCAUCGCCCUGGCGGCGUGUAUGCAGGUGGACCUCGCGACCCCGAACUUUGUCAUCCAGGAGAUGAGUCUUGGAAUCCACUACAACACGGAGGCCGGCGACUACGAUAUCACCACGUAUGUCAAGGACCCGAGCGUGUUCGACGUCAAAGAUGGCUUUGUCGAUGCUCUCACGAAGCCUGGACUGGGAAUUGAGAUCGACGAGGAGACCGUCCGCCGGGUGGCACAGAAUACCGAGCCCUGGCAGCCCAAAGAGUUUUUCGGACCCGACGGCGGGAUCCGUGAGUGGUAG